Molecule: messenger RNA, 1449 nt
Organism: Exaiptasia diaphana
Lineage: Eukaryota; Metazoa; Cnidaria; Anthozoa; Actiniaria; Aiptasiidae
Product: zinc finger protein ZPR1
Exons: 11
Coding region: 77-1405 (442 amino acids)
Cellular component (GO): cytoplasm; nucleus
Molecular function (GO): zinc ion binding
Source: RefSeq, a predicted model, not a curated record
UAUAUUUUACGCAAUGAACGUCGUGGUCAAGUGAUUUGUUUUCCUUUUUUCCUAGUUUAAAAUCUCCCGAUCAAUAAUGGGAGAAGUGAGAGAAGAAAAGAAAGAGGCGGCGUUCCCAGAAUUGAAAGGAGAUGACGAUAACGGUCCUUUGACAAUUGAAAGUAUGUGCAUGAAUUGUGAAGAAAACGGAGUAACUCGUCUUCUGUUGGUCARGAUUCCUUACUUCAAAGAAGUUAUUUUAUCAUCAUUUGAAUGUGAAAAUUGUGGCGAGAAAAACACUGAGAUACAGUCUGGAGCAACAGUUCAGCAAAAAGGAAAUCGAAUUUCAUUGAAAGUAACCUCAACAGAUGAUCUAAAUCGACAAGUUGUCAAGCAGGAAUCAGCUUCAUUUUCAAUACCAGAAAUUGAGUUUGAAGCUCCUGCAUUUACUCAGAAAGGAGAAAUCACUACAGUUGAAAGCUUGUUAAACAGAGUAGUGGAAGGACUUGAAAAGGACCAGCCAGUGAGAAAGUACAUGGAUCCAGAAUCUGCURCCAAAAUUGAUGCCUUCCUUGAGAAAUUGAAGAGGUGUCUUUCAGUUGAARAACCGUUUACUGUAGUCAUUGACGACAUUAGUGGAAACAGCUUUGUAGAAAACCCACAUGCACCUAAAAAUGAUCCCAAAAUGACUACAAAACUUUAUACAAGAACACCAGAACAGAGUGCGAAGCUUGGUUUUAGCUCUAGUCAAACCCCUGAUUUGUCUUAUAAUGAAGAAAAAGAAGAUCUUGCUGUAAAGGACGAGGUUAUGACAUUCCAGUCAAAUUGUUCAAGUUGCCAAGCACCAUCCGAAACUAGGAUGAAAAUGGUYGCAAUUCCUCACUUCAAAGAGGUCAUUAUCAUGUCAAUGAAUUGUGAAACAUGUGGAUACAAGUCCAAUGAAGUCAAGUCUGGAACUGGAAUUGAACCAAAAGGAAGAAAAAUAACCUUUAAAAUCACAGAUYCUGAGGACCUUAACAGAGAUAUUUUAAAGUCUGAAACAUGCAGCUUUAACAUUCCCGAGAUUGACUUCGAAGCAGAUGGUGCCACUCUCGGAGGAAAAUUCACCACAGUAGAAGGGUUAMUAACAAGCGUACAAGAUCAUCUCAGAAGUGUGAACCCAUUUGGUUUGGGUGAUGCAGAAGCUUCAAAUCCUGAUAAUCUCAAAACCUUUCUGGAAAAAGUUGAAAAAAUACGCACUGGCCAAACAAUGGGUGUUCAUAUUAUCCUUGACGAUCCUGCCGGGAACAGUUAUCUACAGAACUAUUACGCCCCUGACCCUGAUCCAGAACUGACUGUCGAAGAGUAUGAACGAACUGAAGAGCAAAAUGACGAUCUUGGGAUACUGCAUAUGAAAACACAGGACUACGAAGGCAAAGGGAGCUGAAAAAUGUAAAAUGAAGAAGUGAAAUAAAGUAAAGAAAUAGUAGA